AGCCGAUGAAUUGAUGAUGCAUUUUAAAAUAAUUUGCACAAGAAAAUAAGGAGUUGACUGGUCUGCAAUUUCCACUCUCUAGUAAAUUAGGAAAAGCAGAAGGGCAUAUCAGUAAAAAAAAGGUUGAUGCUACAACGAAAGCACUAAGCAGAGCAUCUCAGCCAAGUCGAUAGCAGAGAUUGAUAAACUAUGGAAAUCGUAUUAUCCCAGAUAAUUGUUGCACUUGUGGUGAAAUGACUGAAUUGGGCAUCACUGAGGAAGCAGGGUCUGAAUGGUAGAGGUAGAAAGGCUUCCGCACUCAAGUCGCUCGAUGUGCUGCUCUCGCCCUCGGCGGUGAAGAUGCUGUCGGAGAGGUAGAGAGGGAGAAGAGAGAAAGAGAGGCGAGAAGAGUUAGAAGAGGGAGGGACGGAUAGAGAGAGAGGCAGGAGCUGAUGCAAUUUGUUUUUUUGUUUUUUUUUUAAUUUCCAGUCGCAUCCGGGUCGGGUGCAACCCGAUUGCACCAAGACCACCUCUUUUUCUUUUCUUUUUUUGAAUUACACACGCAGUCGAAUUAUUUAAUCGUUUUUUCUCCGAUUCUCGUCGGCUUCUGUUUUGUCCAAUAUAAAAACUGGUAGAGAGAAGCAUGAAAGAUCUGCACACACUAUCACACCGUCGGAAACGCGCAGAUGGGCGUUGCAGAGAGAGACAUCGAUGAUCUGCCCAAGAACCCAGCUAACUACACGGCUCUGACGCCGCUCGGGUUUCUGGAGCGGGCUGCCCUGGUCCACCCGACCCGGAAGUCCAUCAUCCACGGCUCCCUCAGCUACACGUGGCACCAGACUUACCGUCGAUGCCGCCAGCUCGCCUCCGCCCUCGCAACCCGCGGUGUCACCUUUGGUAGCACAGUUGCAGUUAUUGCGCCAAACAUUCCAGCCAUGUACGAAGCCCAUUUUGGGGUUCCAAUGUCCGGUGCUGUACUAAAUGCCGUCAAUGUUCGUCUGAAUGCACAGACCAUAGCUUUUCUUCUCGGACAUUCACAAUCCGCCGUCAUUAUGGUUGAUCAAGAGUUCUUCACUUUAGCCGAGGAAUCUCUGAAAAUUAUAGCAGAUACACAGAAAGAAAAGUUCAGGCCUCCGAUUCUGAUAGUGAUCGCGGAUGAGAAUUGUGAUCCGAAGUCACUACACUACGCACUGGGAAGAGGAGCCAUUGAGUAUGAAAAGUUUAUGGAAACUGGCGACGCGGACUUUGAGUGGAGACCACCACGAGACGAGUGGCAAAGCAUCACAUUGGGUUAUACCUCGGGCACGACGGCUAGUCCUAAGGGGGUCGUGCUGCACCACCGAGGGGCGUAUCUCAUGGCUCUGAGUAAUGCCGUUGUAUGGGGAAUGCAAGAAGGUGCUGUUUAUCUUUGGACUCUACCGAUGUUCCAUUGCAAUGGUUGGUGUUUCACUUGGACUCUCGCGGCACUUUGUGGGACGAGCAUAUGCCUUAGACAGGUCUCAGCAAAAGGUGUCUACUUGGCUAUAGCAAAUCUUGGUGUGACUCAUUUUUGUGCUGCACCUGUGGUUCUCAACACCAUCGUGAAUGCACCGAAAAACGAGACGAUCCUCCCCCUCCCUCGUACUGUCCAUGUGAUGACGGCCGGUGCUGCUCCGCCCCCUUCAGUUCUAUUUGCAAUGUCUCAACAAGGCUUUCGAGUAACUCACACUUACGGACUCUCGGAAACUUAUGGUCCCUCGACUAUAUGUGCAUGGAAGCCCGAGUGGGACUCGCUACCCCCCGAAGAUCAAGCCCGUCUGAACGCGAGGCAAGGGAUCCGAUAUGUUGCCCUGGAGGGCUUGGACGUCGUCCAUUCCGAAAACAUGACACCUGUGCCCUCUGAUGGUAAGACGAUCGGAGAGAUCGUCUUCAGGGGCAAUGCCGUGAUGAAGGGAUAUCUGAAGAACCCUAAAGCGAACGCAGAGGCUUUUGCCAACGGAUGGUUUCACUCCGGCGACCUAGCCGUGAAGCACCCCGACGGCUACAUCGAGAUCAAGGAUCGAUCGAAGGACAUCAUCAUAUCUGGAGGCGAAAACAUCAGCAGUGUCGAAGUGGAGAAUAUUCUCUACCAGCACCCUGCGAUAUUCGAGGUCUCGGUUGUGGCCCGACCGGACGAGAGGUGGGGCGAGUCGCCAUGCGCAUUCGUGACACCCAAGCCGGGCGUUGACGCAUCCGGCCUGGCGGACGACAUAAUGAAGUUCAGUCGGGCAAAGAUGCCGGCGUACUGGGUCCCGAAGUCCGUCGUCUUCGGGCCGUUGCCGAAGACGGCCACUGGGAAGAUACAGAAGCACCUGUUGAGGAGCAAGGCGAAGGAGAUGGGGCCGGUGAGGAUGAGUAGGAUGUAACCGCGCGGGCCCGCUGACGUGGUAUUGGCGGGAAAAUUAUCCGUUCUAAACCCGAUCAACGUUAUCAAGUCCCCUGUAACAUAGUAUAUUGUAUCUAUCUUCAUAUGUUGGAGGAUAUUUUGAUCUAUUUGGACAACAUUCUAUGAUUUGGUUUUGGUUGAUACCCA
Salvia miltiorrhiza (redroot sage) is the source of this 2530-nucleotide messenger RNA. Its product is annotated as acetate--CoA ligase CCL3-like. The coding region runs from base 666 to 2363 and encodes 565 amino acids. The record is from RefSeq and is a predicted model, not a curated record. NCBI's taxonomy places the organism in Eukaryota, Viridiplantae, Streptophyta, Magnoliopsida, Lamiales, Lamiaceae. The transcript is spliced from 3 exons.